Astrephomene gubernaculifera is the source of this 1942-nucleotide messenger RNA. The record is from the annotation of a GenBank genome assembly. Lineage: Eukaryota; Viridiplantae; Chlorophyta; Chlorophyceae; Chlamydomonadales; Astrephomenaceae.
GGCGUUCCACAGCGCUGCAUGUACAGCAGAACGACCUUUUGGGUGCACCAGCGGCGGCAUCGGCUGCAGCCAGGCAGGCGCGCAGACGUGACAAUGCAGCGUGCAGGCUUCAGCGGAGGCAACUGAUGGCAGCAGCUAGGCAAGCUCGCCAGCGUAAGCGUUCUCGACCUGUGGGUGGCUUGUCUCACGAUGACUACCUCGAGUCCCUUUCAGGCUGCCUCUGCUUGCCGCUUUUCCGUCACGACAAUCCAGCUGUACCUGAGCUGCCGACGUUCUUAGAGACACAAACGUCUGCAGGACUUGCCAGCAGGUGAACAGCCUCCCCAGAUACCGUUUUCGGAGCAGGCCUGUGGCCUCGCCGAGUUCGUUCGCGACAACAUGCCAUCACGGGUGUGUGCAGUCUGCAGCGAGUGCAAGUCCGCUUCAGAGGUCCGGGCGCUGCAGUUCAGCGAGAUAGCUGGCGUUGAUCAGCAACGUGCUGACAUGCGGCGGACUGCGGCUGUGCCUCGUUGCGCGCACGUUCUGUAUUGGCGACGUGUCAAUCGGCGUGACUGCAAAAACCCGCCGGAUCCCGUACUGCCACGCGGCUACAAGGCCGGUGGUGGUCAGUCGGGCAACGUCGGCGUAGUUGACACAUCCGCUGGCGAGGACAGCGGCGAGACCAGCAGCGGCCUUGACGACUCUACCGAUGAUCGGCCGUCACGCCGACAACGCUGCGACAUAGACCGUCCUCCGACGUAUGCGCCGCGGGUAGGGGUACGGCUGUGUGACGAUGAUCCCGUGGCGGUGGAGGUGCCGUACUGCAUGCGCGCGGAGACGGUACUGCCUAACCGAACGAUGAACGUUUCAGCGGACGGCGUGGAGCGCUUUACGGUCUGCUCGGAAUGCAUACAGGCCUUACAGGGUGGGCGGAUUCCAGAUGGGGCGCUGGCUCGGUUGGAUCCCGGCGACGUACCCCUGUAAAUCAGCAUGGUCAUUCGCUCGUACCGCUGACGCAUCUGGAGAGCUUGGUGGUGGGCCUCGCUCGCCCUCACAUGCGGCUGCUCGUUGUGCGGCAGCCGGGUACGCCCAGCUGGCGCGCGGUGGAUACCUUGCCAGCGGCGUUGCGUGGGCAUACGCUCGCCUUUCCAAACGACGUGCCCAGCGAGCUCCAGCGUGUUGUGCUGUACGCUCCAGAGGAUCUGCCGUCCUUCAUUCAGGUCGUGCUAAUUGAUGCUGUCAAAGAUCGUGCCGACCUUGAGGCCAAAGUGCGGCAGGCACCAUGCUUGGAGAUGCGGGGCCUGGCUAUCGCUGCAUGGGCGGAGUGGGCCGUUCACGUGAAUCCAAUGGCUCAGGUGGACCACGCUGCACUUCAGCAGUAUCGCGCUCUGGGUGCGAAGCCGACGGUGCCAGAGCCGUUAGUGGCGCACGCGGUGGCUACAGAUGACCCAGACACGGCAGCGGUCAUGCGCGCUGCAUUUGAAGGGGAUUGUGCCGGCAACGCUCAGGUGCGGCAGCAGCAGGAUGAUGUGGAAGCGGCGACGGAGGGCGCGAAUGCAGCAGGCGAGGGGCCUACCUUUUCCAUCUGCAACGCAAUGGUCCGAACGUGCGCAUGAGCAGGGAAGCUUGUUUUGACUCAUCCUUGUUACCAGUUGUACGUCCGACGUCGCCUGGGACCGUACAUUUGUAGGUGGUCGAUCGCCUGGUCCGGAUGCUGGUCAGGAGCCAGCGCCGUCUGGUCGUACGCCAAAUAUCCCGGUGACAGGCGUCUUCGCUUGGCCGUCGCCCAAGACUGGAGACAAUUGAACCCGGUUGCACGCUUGGCAGAGAAUACCUGCCGGCCGAUUGUACGGAGAUUGACUCCUUAUAACAGCAACAUACCGCCCAUACAUUUGUCGUCUCCUCCCGUUCCACACCACAUACCCAACCUAACUUUCAGCUUACAUAACUCACUUCCCUUACC